This is a messenger RNA of Rubroshorea leprosula, 2290 nucleotides long. NCBI's taxonomy places the organism in Eukaryota, Viridiplantae, Streptophyta, Magnoliopsida, Malvales, Dipterocarpaceae. The record is from the annotation of a GenBank genome assembly.
UUCCUUCUCCCUCCUUUUCCUUCAACAAUGGCUUCCUCUGAAACCUCAGAUUCCCUCCGAUCCACUCCCAGUAAGUGCGAGAAACUCCUGAAGUCACCUUCGAAAUCCUUCUCAUCGCCGUCAACGGAUUCGGAUUCUCUCCAAUCCACCCCUCGCAAGUCCAAGACUCCCCUGAAUCCAGCCUCAAAGCUUCAUUCUCCACCCCCACUCUCCAAAACCCCAGAUAAGCAGCCUCCGGCGUUCUCCAACCGUGCCCGAAACCGCGGCGUUGCACUCUCAACCAAGGAUAUUAGGAAGAUCGCCCAGAUCCGACCCACCAGGAAGCAGACCUCACCUUCGCCUUCCGAAUCUCUGGCCCCAAUAAUUUCCGACUGUGCCCCAACCCCGCCUCCCAAAAAAUCCGGCAAUGCUUCCAUCAAACUACCUCAAAGCCAUGAAAUGCUGUGUGAGUUCUUCAAUAGCUUGGAUUCUGCAAUUAGGUUGUCUAGAAUGAAGGGUUUGAUGUCUAAUUUCGCGACUAUUUCUCCGCAAGUUCAGCGUUUAACUGAUAGGAGGUUUUCCUGUGGUCACUUGGCCCAACUGAAGCAUAUUUUACCCGAGGCUAUAGAGAUAAAGCGGGUGCAAAUGUUUGAUGAGAGAACUAGCUGUAUGAAGCCAGAUCUUCACAUUACCAUUAACCCUGAUGCUAUUGAAUUUGAGGCUAAGUCAAAAUCAGAGAGCAAGAAUCCGAAUCUGAGGAAGAUUUUUCGCACUCGAAUUGAGGAUUUUUACAAGGCACAUCCGCAGGGUGAAGAAAUUCCAAAGGAAGAUCUUCCAGAGCCAUUUAGCCAUUCAAAACAGACUCUUGAUUUGAAUGUGAACAAAGCUUCCAGUUCAUCUACCAGUGUUUUGGCCACUUUCACACUCACAGAUAGGCAACAAACGUUUUCAACAGAAGGUGAUGCAGAUGAAGAUGAAAUAGAGCCACAUCCUUCUAACCAUUUAGCCAUACAAACGACCAAAACUAGCAGCUUGUCACUUGCCAUUAAGAAAUCCACUGAUGCAGAUAAUGGGCAGCCAUCAGUGGCAGCAUCUCAUAUCUCUCAAUCUUUCAGGAAACACUUUUCUCAGAAGGUUAGAGGCAAGGAAGGGUGUUUUUCCCUUCAACCUUCCUCUCCUCGAGAUGCUGAGCCAUGUUGUGAGAAGAUUUCCUCCAACAAGGAAACUAGCUCUGCUUCUGAACCAUCCACAAUUAAAUUAUCAUCUAAAGCAACCAACAGUGAGAAUCCAACUCAUUUAACUCUGAAUCACCCACUUUCAACUCCGGUAAAGGGGAUAGAACUCAUUAAAGGUGAAGAUGGUUCCCCCUCAGAAGUUGGUACCAUUCAGUCAACUCCAGCAAAACCUGCUUCAACUCCAGCUGGGCCAAACACUGCUACACCAGGAUUACAGCCACCAAAGAGAUGUUACAUGAGCCCAGAUGAUGUCUCUACAGCUUUGCCAAACAAGUUAGUCAGGCGACCUCCUCCUUCCAGGUCAUUGAAAUUUGACACUCCUGUGAAGAAUAAGGUUGACAAAGUCCAUGAGCUGGUAGAUGACUCAAUUGAUGAUGAUGUUCAUAGUAUUCUUCCUGUGAGUCUUCUGCAAUCGAUAAGGGAGAAGGAGAGGAAGGCUAUGGAGGAGCGAGAUCCAGCGAUCUCACAAGCAAAGAGGCGGAGACAGAUGAUUGCUAGCCUUCCUAAGCUCUUCAACAUGAUUCAUUAUUUAUUUCAAUCGAUACAACGGUCAGUCAUCACAAAAGAGGAGCUUGUAAACAAGAUAACUACAGGCCAUUCAGCUAUUGUUGAUAAAAUUGAAGUUGAAGAACAGCUUGAGUUGCUACUAGAAUUAGUUCCAGAAUGGAUAUCUGAAAAGUUGGCUUCAUCCGGAGAUUUGCUCGUUUGUAUCAAUAAGAUGUCAAGUCCUGAGUCCAUACGCCUGAAGCUUCAAGAAGCAAACUAAACUGAGGCAGGUAGGGGUCAUCGGCGGGAUAAGGCUGAGCAUGUCAAUCAAGUAACAGUGCAGAAGCAUAACUGUGUUAAGUUGCUGGAUGUUUGGCUGUGUCUUUUCUGGGUUUAUUUCUUAAAAAGAAGUACCCGAAAAAUGUGGCUGUGUGUAUUUUCAGGUCUUAAACCACAGAUGCAACACCAUACUUUUGAUUUUAGCAAGUGAUGUGGAAUACAUUUUGUUGUGCUUCUGGAUUAUCCACAUCACACUAGACUUAUCUCGAUCAUCCAUGGUUGAUCUCUUUCACUAAAUCUAUAUAUAUGCA